UAGUGCAGCUGCUAGAACUGGAAAAGAAACACAAACUAGAUUUGCAAGUAUGAGCUAAGAGUGUUUCGUACCAUCCUGUUGCCUUCAUGCAUCUAGUCGGGCUUCACCUCGGAUUUGGGUGCAAGUUAAACAAAAGUACAUGUAAUCCUUUUUCAACAAGUGCCCUGGAGUAGUCACUUCAGUUCAGUGAGGAAUGGCUACAGACAACUUUAUCGAUGUCUGGACAAAGCUCAAAGAUCUGCAUGAACAAGAAGUCCGAGGACUGUACACAAAGUUAACUGAAAUAAACAUGGAGCGAUGUCUUGAUGCACAGAGAUUGGACGAGUUGUUCAGCAAGAACCAUCAGCUGAGGGAACAACACAAGAUAAUGAAUGAUAAUGUCAAGGUUUUGGAAAAUAGGCUCCGAGCGGGUCUUUGUGAUCGAUGUACAGUCACGCAGGAGUUGGCCAGGAAAAAACAACAGGAAUUCGAAACAUCUCAAUUCCAAAACCUUCAGCACAUUUCUGUUCUCACUCAUGAGAUCAAUGGAUUGAAAGAAGAAAACAAGUUACUUCAUCAGGAGCUGCGAAAGUUGAAAUACUUCUUGCAGCAAAGUCAAAGUAUUCCGAGAGGAAACUGUUCCUUGUCGGACAAUAGCAUACCUUUCGAAUCAUCCUUGAACAACAAAAGGAAGCAAAGUUUGGAUGCUGUUCUUAGUCCAAUGUCAGAGCAACAAAGACAUAAACGCGACUUCAGGAUUCCUUCACAAGAAAGCUUCGCAAACCCAAAAAGAUCCCCCUGUCAUAAUCUGCCUGAGCUUUCAUUUUUUGAUCGGCACCCUCAAAGAAUAUCUAACCAGUUACAUGGAACAAUAGCAGUGGUGCAGACUGGCUCUACAUCUUGCUGUGCAUCGGAGAAAGAUGCUGCUUCAGUGGAGUUUGGUGUGAAACUCCAAGAGCAGAGGCAUUAUGAGGAGUCACAGAACUGGUUUAAAGACUGCAGGAGAAAUGAGCACAGUAGAGAGAAAUCUAACACAAUAAUGGAAAAACAAGCUGAAGAAGAAAAGGGUCAAACUGGCCUCUGUACAAAUACUGAGGGAAGUGGCAAUGGAUCGGGGGAGAAACCGCUGGAUUUGUCGGAUUACAGCAAAAAUAAGGAGCCACCUUGGUCCACAUAUAGAAAUGAAUCAUCCAUUCAAUAUGAGUCGAAGAAGGCAAGGUUCAAAGAACCACUUCAGAAGAAAUGCUGUCGUGAUAGUUCAGCAAGAGAAAAUUCCCAGGACAAUAUGCACUCUUAUGAAACAUUCGCCACAAUGGUGAGUGUUGAACCACCCAGUAAGGACAAGGAUAAGACACAGGAUGUGUUGAGCCCUAAAGACGGAUUAAAAAUGAGUGACAAUGAAGACAAAGUGUUCAAGAAUUUGAACAUUGAGGCACAAUAUGACAGCACUUCUAAAUCCAGAGAGACAGACAACAAUCCAAGAAUUAAAAUGAAACUAUGCACAAAGAGACCCAAGACCAGGAAUGGCGGAAAUCCAAGUGUGGAAGUGCAUCUUCGGUUUUUGAACACCCAGCCAGAUUCACAUGAUCCCUCUGAAUGUGAGGCUGAUAAAUUCCAAGAAGCACACGAAAUCCAGGGGAGUAAACCUGAAAAUGAGAAGCAACAAUCUCAACGUAGCGCAGGCCAGCCAAAAAAAAAGAAAAAGAAGAAACCCCAGGACUAUUGGACAUCCGCUGCGUACAAGAGAGGAAGAAGACUUAGAAAAUGUAAACUGACUCAAGCAGUGCACACACAUUCCUCACAAUCCAAUCCAAAAAUCCCAGAAAACAAAGCUUCCAGCCUUUCAGAGUUGAUUUCAGAAGGUCAAAACUAAGAAGAACAUUUAUAUGAAAAUUGGGAAGCAACAGAUUUGAAGAUUGAAGUUCCUCGGAGACCAGAGAGAAUGUAUACAAGAUUUUUUAAUACUGCAGUUCUGUCACUUCUAAUCUUUUUCUCUGCAUUAUCUAAUCUGUCAACUGAGCCUUCCAGCGGGUCGACAGCACAUUUAGAAUUGAACACUUGUACAUGAACAGAAAUUCAUUUCGCUUUUCAUAAUCAGUUGUGUUAUAUACGUAAG
Molecule: messenger RNA, 2095 nt
Organism: Pristis pectinata (smalltooth sawfish)
Lineage: Eukaryota; Metazoa; Chordata; Chondrichthyes; Rhinopristiformes; Pristidae
Gene: rbbp8nl
Product: retinoblastoma binding protein 8-like
Exons: 15
Coding region: 194-1852 (552 amino acids)
Biological process (GO): DNA double-strand break processing involved in repair via single-strand annealing; double-strand break repair via homologous recombination
Cellular component (GO): site of double-strand break
Molecular function (GO): flap-structured DNA binding; double-stranded DNA binding; double-strand/single-strand DNA junction binding
Source: RefSeq, a predicted model, not a curated record